Molecule: messenger RNA, 1130 nt
Organism: Saprolegnia diclina VS20
Lineage: Eukaryota; Oomycota; Saprolegniomycetes; Saprolegniales; Saprolegniaceae
Exons: 5
Coding region: 12-1130 (372 amino acids)
Source: RefSeq, a predicted model, not a curated record
GCCAAAGUGGGAUGGCAACAGCCGCGCUCGGCCUCCCAUGCAUUCUUACCUCGAUCGUCCAGUGCUUGCAGCUGCCUCGUGACGCUCUCGCCUUCCUCAUGGCGCUGCCACGUACCUCGCUGGACACGCCACUGGCGGCGGUGCUGGUGCUGCUGACGCAACCCGGGCCGUUCGCCCACAUGUGGCCUACGCUCAACCUCGACGACUUUGACUGGCGCGACGCAGCGUUGGCUCGCGCUGCACUCCCAGUGCUCGUCUCGCAUGUCAUUGGCCGCGGGACCUUUUGCGAUUUCCUGCGUCGCUGCACGCGCCUCCAGAACGUCGAGUUUGACGCGUGCAUGACGCUCUUGCGACCAUGGCUCUGCAGCGGGUAUGCCCGACGCAUCGAGUUCCUAGGCGUCCCCACCACGGACGUGCGUGGCCUCGCGCGGCUGCUCGCGACCACGGCAUCGCUGCAAGGCCUGUGGAUUGACAACGCUCUCCUCGACACCUUUGUCGCUCUUCAGCUGCCACUGCAUCAGCUGACAGAGAUCCAUCUGCACUGCUCGCUCGUGUCUCUGAAGCUCUGCUGCGACGCGGACGUCUCGCAUCUCUUUGGCCUUUUGAAAUGCAUGCCAGCCCUGCGUCAUCUCUCGUCUACGGCGGGGGACCUCGGGGAUACGCUAACUGACACGUCGCAGUGGCCGCACCUCGAGACGUUUGGCUUGCACGUCUGCGUCUUGACACCAAGAGCGUUCGAUGCCGUGCUGUCGUAUCUCGGCCGCGUCAACGGUCUCCAGCAGCUCACACUGAGCUGCAUUGAACUGCAGGGCGGCCGGUUUGCUGCCAUUAGUCGCUGCCUCGAGCGACUAAUUGCGAAUGGACUGACUCAAGUGAGCUUUUACAACACGGCCCUCGGCGACGCGAGCGCUGCUUGCAUCGCGGAUGUGCUCUACCAGAGCCGCAAUGCGUCGCCACUAGUCUGGAACGUCGAAGACAACUGCUUUACCUUCCACGGGAUCUAUACGCUGCUCAACGUGCUCCGGGCCUUCGACGAUGACAUUGACGAUUUCCUGGAGGCCCAUGGCAUGACGGGCAGCUUGGACGCCGAGCCCUACAUGCUCUGUAGCCCGACACAGAUCACGUCAUAA